UAUAAAGCUUAGGCUACUUUGACGGUGAGAUGUUUCCCAGCGGGUCACUUGCCGAAAUACAGAGUGUCAUGUUCCCCGGCAAGCACAUGGCUUCAUUUGGUGGACUGCUUAACAUCCUAGUGGUCCUGGUGUGUGUGACAAGGGACACCGUUACCGCCGACCUCGAACACACAAGCGGGGAUAAAACUUUGGACAACUUGCACAGCACACAUGUGUUACAUAAAAGAGCACCCGGGUGGGGAAAGCGAAAUGUAAAUGACUCCCCUUAUGACUAUGGUUUGAGUUCCGUUUUGGGCUUGGGAGACGAUAUGGAAGGCAUUAUGACGUCAGAAGACAAACAGUGGGGCAAAAGGACAUCUGAGUCGGACAAAAUCGAUACGGAGUCCGUUAUCGAAGAGAAACGGGCUCCUGGGUGGGGGAAGAGGAACACCUAUGGCCUGGAUAAGAAAGCGCCAGGAUGGGGUAAGAGAGCCCCAGGCUGGGGUAAACGUGCACCAGGCUGGGGUAAAAGAGCCCCAGGAUGGGGUAAACGGGCACCAGGGUGGGGUAAACGCGCACCUGGAUGGGGAAAACGCUCGCCUCUAGAAUGCCACGAGUUGGAUGAACAAGUCCAAGAGUACAUGUUACAUGCAAUACAGGCUGAGAUGCAGAGACGUCGCGUCUGCACUUAACUUGAAAUCACAGACCAAGACUGAUGGUAAAACAGAAACUCAGCGCUCGAUGCCAGCCUUGCUCGCCUGGACACUCAGAAUUAGGAUACAGCUAAAAUGCGUUUGACAAUCCAAAUCACUUUUGCUAUUUCAUGGAAUCGUCGAAUUUCUGAUACAAAAAAUACCCCCAACAACAACUCCCUAAUAACAUAGAUGCAUUUUGUGAAUGUUACGAAUCAAAACAAUUACUUUUUACAAUGAAUUCAGGCGCGUGUGCAGGAGUUUUAGCAGGAGAGGGUCUACAAUAUUGCGACUGAAGUUUAUGGGGAGGUGGGUGGAUGAGGGGAGUGGGGAGUCGUGUUAUGCUCACCCGGAAAAUAUAUUGAGAUAAAAAAAUUUGCUUGAGUAGGGAGGGGUUUCGACCCCCUAUACCCUCGCCCUGCACACGCGGCUGCAAUUUUCAGUUGUCUUUCUGUUUUUAUUAUGGACAUUAAGUUAAUGUUUAUUUUCAUGCAUUACGCUCGCGUAAAAAUUGUUCUCUUUCUCGACAUAGGAGAGACAGACGAUCCAUUGCUAUCUAACUUUCUGUAUUAAAGUUGCAAGUAUGACAA
Gigantopelta aegis is the source of this 1261-nucleotide messenger RNA. Its product is annotated as cerebral peptide 1-like. The transcript is spliced from 3 exons. The record is from RefSeq and is a predicted model, not a curated record. The coding region runs from base 30 to 671 and encodes 213 amino acids. NCBI's taxonomy places the organism in Eukaryota, Metazoa, Mollusca, Gastropoda, Neomphalida, Peltospiridae.